AUGCGCAAAAACAAGCCUGACAAUGCUGAGCAGCUAACUCCAUCGAACGGAUAUCUGAAAUGUAAGUACACUACGGGCAGCGGGACAUUGGUCUUGAUGCAAUGUUCGCGCUACUUGUGUCCCGUUUGUGCCUCUGUGGCAUGUGAUGGUGUUGUUGCACAACUGACUCGUCCUCUGCCGUCGUCAGAUCACGGAAUAACGGUCUUGUACUCGGACGUCAGUGCGCUCAAGGAGGACUGGCUAAACGAUACGGCCCGCAUCGCGCUGGUGCGCCCGACCAUAGUAGCUCUGAUGGUGCAGUCGGCGCGACUAAGGGACAUCGAGUCAGCGCUCCCCGACUUCCGAAACGACACGCACAUCUUCAUCCCGGUCAACGAUUCCGUCAACGCCGGCAAAAGGGCAGACUCGGGCAGCCACUGGUCGCUGCUCCUGGUCUCGAGACUGGACGGCGUCGCGUUCCACUACGACUCGAUGAACGACCACAACGAGCCGGCGGCGCGCGCGUGCGUUGACCGCCUCUCCCGCGUGCUGCGCCAACCCUUGCGCUUCUACCGCAUCGUUGACAUGCCGCAGCAGACAAACUCGAGCGACUGCGGCGUCAUAGUCUGCAUCCUCAUGCGGCACCUGCUGGUCAAGAAGCUGCUGAACGCCAACGCCCGGGAGAAGGUGGGCAUGGGCCUCACCGGCAAGCAGAUCGACACCAUCGGGGGGCGCAAGGAGAUGCUGCGGACGAUAGAGCAGAUGCGCAAGGAGGGCGAGCGCCGCCGCAGCACGGGCACCCUGCCGCUGACGAUCCGGUCCGGCAACGAGCCGCCGUACAUCGACUAA
Gaeumannomyces tritici R3-111a-1 is the source of this 828-nucleotide messenger RNA. RefSeq lists its product as hypothetical. The coding region runs from base 1 to 828 and encodes 275 amino acids. Gene Ontology annotation, biological process: proteolysis. The transcript has 2 exons. The record is from RefSeq and is a predicted model, not a curated record. Gene Ontology annotation, molecular function: cysteine-type peptidase activity; deNEDDylase activity. Lineage: Eukaryota; Fungi; Ascomycota; Sordariomycetes; Magnaporthales; Magnaporthaceae.